AUAUUUUUUCUUUGCCUUAUCCGGGCACACUACUGCUGCCGGUCCCUGUUCCACAGCCACUGGUUCCACCGCGAGAGGAUUAUGGCGAGGUGAAAUCCGCCGCCCGGGCCGUGGCCGGCGGCGAGGCCGGGUAUGUCGCUGCUUGCGCCGCCCGUCUCCGAUGCGCUUAGUGAACUGGAGGUGUCGCAGCUAGCGCGUCUAUCUCUGGCGCGCUUCGCCGUCCGGAGCCGUGGGAUUGGAAAGCGGUGAGGCGGGAGUCGUCGCCGCUAGCUAGAGCUGCUCGCCUCCGGCGCGCUGGGCUGCCUGGGGCCGUGGUCUUGGGUGGAGGCAAGAUGGGAUCCGUCGCGGCUAGCUCUGCUCACCUCAGGCGCGCUGCAGCACGCCCGGCCGUGUCCUUGGCCGGCGGCAAGAUGGGAGCCGUCGCGGCUAUUGCUACCCGUCUCCGGCACCCAAGGCCAGGCCCGCUCCCUGGGAGAUGGUGCCAUGCUGGAACUACCGCGUGGUCAGCCGGUGGCCGAUGCGCGUAGUCGCACUAGAGGGUGCGAGCUGGAUGAAGACUCAACAGGCAAAGGCACAAGAACAUACCUCCGGACGAUGAAGUGCGAGGAGCUCCGUCCAUGCUGAAGAACACAGUAGAUGUUGAUCCACGGAGAGCAUAAAUUUUUAUCAAGAUUGAUCUAUUCUCCUAUGAUCCAGGGGCAACAAUUAACAAUGGAAUAGAUUGGUAGGAGAAAGGAUGAAGCCAGGAAAGAGAUUUUGGCGGCAAUCAGUUGUAACACGGGAGAGAAACAUGUCGUUUUGCUGAUUUUCUGGAACCUAACUGCAAUUAGAGAGAUAUGCUGGGUUGUUUAGGUGGUGGGUCCACGGGACACGUGCUGGGCGCUGGUUGACCCUGCACGAUAGUGCGUGCUGGGAACCCAGCACGAGAGCCCGACCCGGGCGCGUCGAAAUCAUUGAUCAAGGAUACCUUCUUUUCUUUUUUAGAAUCCGGUAUUCAUAUAUAAGGAAAGCAAUUAAAAACAAUAUACAAGGAAGCACGCGUUUUGGCGGGUGUACGCGGCAAAACGCAAAAGGAGAAAAACAGACAAAACCACUCAGCCAAUGCCCGAAGUGUGUAUGGCCCCAGCAAGCGCCAAAUCCGGCUGCUUGAUGUCCACGGAGCAUGCAGGCAAAGCCCAGCAGCAGCCCACGGCUCGUUGCGGACCCGCAGUGCGCGCUGGUCACGGAAGCAGGCACGUGUGUUGACUCGUGAGCCGGCCCGACUCCCUUCCCAAUCAGUCGCGGUCCCGGUCGCCGCGCGGCGGAGAGGACUCGCCUCGGUACUAUAAACCUCCUCUCGCCCGCCUCCUAUACAGCUUCGGCCACCACCGCUUCCCGUCCCCCUCUGCCUGCACACGCCGAACAGGGGCCCACAUGGAUCUCGAGGCGGCGGCUCCUCCCCGGCCCCGCGGCGGCUCCCCGGCGACCGCCCCACCACCGCCGGCCGACAGAGAGACCGACGUUGGCAAUGUUCGCAAGAAUAUAUUCCUUGCGUACAAGACUCUUGGUGUGGUUUUUGGUGGCCUCGUUACUUCUCCCCUCUAUGUUUAUCCCUCAAUGAACUUGUCAUCUCCUACAGAAGCUGACUACCUGGGAAUAUACAGCAUAAUGUUUUGGACUCUUACUUUAAUUGGUGUGGUCAAGUAUGUAGGCAUAGCUCUCAAUGCUGAUGACCAUGGUGAAGGUGGUACAUUUGCAAUGUAUUCGUUGUUGUGUAGGCAUGCCGAUAUAGGCAUCCUUCCUUCCAAGAGAGGGUAUUCAGAAGAAGAACCAUUGCUUCGUGAGCAGUCAGCAACAGCUAUAAGGCCUAGUAAGCUGGGCAAGUUCUUUGAGCGAAGCUUAACUGCAAGAAGGGUAUUGUUAUUCAUGGCAAUUCUUGGGAUGUGCAUGCUCAUUGGAGAUGGAAUCCUAACUCCUGCUAUUUCAGUGUUAUCAGCAAUUGAUGGACUGAGAGGACCAUUUCCUUCUGUUAGUAAACCUGUUGUGGAAGCUCUAUCUGCAGCAAUUCUUAUUGGCUUAUUCUUAGUGCAAAAAUAUGGGACUUCAAAAGUGAGCUUUCUGUUUUCUCCAAUCAUGGCAGCAUGGACUUUCACCACUCCAAUCGUUGGAAUAUACAGCAUUGUUCGUUACUACCCAGGCAUCUUCAAAGCCAUUUCGCCACAUUAUAUUGUUCAUUUCUUCCUAAGAAAUAAAACACAAGGGUGGCAGCUGCUUGGUGGGACUGUUCUAUGUAUCACAGGUGCAGAAGCUAUGUUUGCAGAUCUUGGCCACUUCAGCAAAAAAGCUAUUCAGAUAGCAUUUCUAUCCAGCAUAUAUCCUUCUCUGGUCCUCACUUAUGCCGGGCAAACAGCAUACCUUAUUAACAAUGUCAAUGACUUCAGUGAUGGAUUCUACAAAUUUAUCCCUCGGCCAGUUUACUGGCCGAUGUUUGUCAUUGCAACACUAGCAGCAAUUGUUGCAAGCCAGUCCUUAAUAUCGGCAACAUUUUCUGUCAUCAAGCAAUCAGUUGUCCUGGACUACUUUCCACGUGUUAAAGUGGUGCACACAUCACAUCAAAAGGAAGGGGAGGUUUACUCACCAGAAAUUAAUUACAUUCUGAUGGUACUAUGUGUUGGUGUUAUACUAGGCUUUGGAGGUGGAAAGGAGAUAGGGAAUGCUUUUGGUGUUGUUGUCAUCAUGGUCAUGCUCAUAACUACAAUCAUGCUCACUCUCGUGAUGAUCAUCAUAUGGAGAACACCACCUGUUUUUGUCGGCAUGUUUUUCAUUCCAUUCGUCAUUAUGGAAGGGUCCUAUGUCAGUGCCGUUUUCACCAAGAUCCCUGAAGGUGGUUGGCUUCCUUUUGCAGUUUCCAUGAUCCUUGCAUUGAUCAUGUUCGUCUGGUACUAUGGUAGGCAAAGGAAAAUAGAGUACGAAAUGGCGAACAAGAUAACCAUGGAGCGCCUUGGUGAGCUCUUGGCAAUGCCUGAGGUCCAGAGGGUCCCGGGCUUGUGCUUCUUCUACAGCAACAUACAGGACGGGCUAACUCCUAUACUUGGCCAUUACAUCAAGAACAUGAGCUCACUGCAUACAGUCACAAUUUUUGUGACCCUGAGGUACCUGCUGGUUUCCAAAGUUGAUCAACGGGAAAGGGUCCUGAUCAAGAGGCUCGGACCUAAGGGGGUGUACCAGUGCACCGUCCAGUAUGGCUACGCUGACAACCUGAGCCUCAAAGGAGGCGAUGAUCUUGUCGCACAGGUUAUGAGAUGCCUGAAGCGGCACAUUGCGAUGAGCACCGACCGGCGUUCAUCUGUCUCUAUGGAGGAAGAGAUCGCCAACCUGGAGGCGGCGAGUUUGGCCGGGGUGGUGCAUGUCCGGGGCAAGAUGAGGUUCUAUGUGGGUGACGAUGCCGGCUGUUUUGACAAGGUCAUGCUCCGAUUCUAUGAAUUCUUGCAUAGCAUCUGCAGAUCGGCACUGCCAGCUCUUGGGAUGCCUCUGCAGCAGCGAGUUGAGAUCGGCAUGUUGUACAAGGUUUGAGGCGCUGCAUCAACUGUUUUUUGUAUGAAUCUCAUGAAAAUGGUCACUCUCCAUACUAUACCGUCAUGUCGGAAAUGUCAUUUGUGUUGGCCACGCCAUAUUUUUUGCAAGCAAUGACACGGUUGGUGCACAUCUUUUGUGAAGAAUUUUGAACUGACAUUUAGAAGACAAGUGGGCCUGAACUAUUGGAUUAUUUGGCAUCUCAAUUCCUGGUAUAUAAGACAUAAGAGUGAUGGCACGAAAGUUGGGCCAACAAAGCGGGAGAAGGGUACCGUGAAGUCAGCGAAAAGUGCUACCAUGUCUCCUGUAAGAAAUUCUGGGAAGGUUUGACCAGUUCAGUAGGAAACCUGUCAAGAACUCAAGAUUUAUUAUGUUUCAUUUGGGAUCUUAUUUUUGUUAGCCAAACUUGAGGCGUAUCAUCUUAUUAUGAAAAAAAUGGAAGAGAACAACUUCCCCAGUAUC
Molecule: messenger RNA, 4014 nt
Organism: Triticum urartu
Lineage: Eukaryota; Viridiplantae; Streptophyta; Magnoliopsida; Poales; Poaceae
Product: putative potassium transporter 17
Biological process (GO): potassium ion transmembrane transport
Cellular component (GO): membrane
Molecular function (GO): potassium ion transmembrane transporter activity
Source: RefSeq, a predicted model, not a curated record